AUGUCCCAGACGUCUCGGGCUCUGGGUUUUUUCCCCACCCCGACGUUCGAGAGCCUAGGGCCCUUGUACAUCAAAGAAGGAGAAGUUGAAACGACCAAGAUUCUUGUGGACAGUACCACUCUAAAAGCAUCAGCGUCGGGCAGUAUCGCGUCACAGGAUUUGAUACAAGGCCUCUCCUCUGACAACCAGGGCCAGCAGGGAGGAGGCCAUUCAACUAGCUCCCAGAGGUUCCAACAAAAUCAGCCCUCAGCCCGCCGGUCCGACGGGUAUAGCAAUUCGGCUGCCAUAUAUUCGUCUUUUAUCUCUGCCGUGACAGGUUCACUGAGCCUUCUUUUAGUACGACAACAUGGUGCUUUACCCCUAGGGUCUCGCACCUUAUUCACACCAAUCGAUAAGAUUGGAUAUGAAAGCCCCCGGAUUGACAACGAAAGUGUGCUUUCUACGUCCUACUUGACAACACUGAAUGUUCAGCUACACGCAACUGGAACUUUGACAGUCUUCCCAACCACUGUUUCCCAAGUCGGCAUCACACGGCUAUGCAGUCCCCGCGAUGAUAUUUCCGAUGUAUUGCGGGUUCAGCCAGGAACUGACCUCUGGCUAUGUCCCAACGGGGCCAUCUCGAGACUUGUCACUGCCAAUAUCGAAUCUCCAACUGUCCCUUCCCCGGGAUUUUCGACCUCUGGAGAUUUAGCAGCCAAAAGAAUGCAAUGGAAAUUGGAUGUCCUGCGAUGGCUAGCAAACUUUGGCUUACAUAUUGAGUCUAUUGAUGAGGAACCUUGGGUUGAAGUCGAGGUUUGGGAGCCCUUUUUCGCACGCCUAGCUGGAGAGGCAUGGCGGCAAAGUGAUGAACCACAGUCUGUCCUUCCAUUGAAGCGUAUGCUUUGGCCUGCGCGAUUCUGUUUUAAGCGAUAUGGUUCAUCGAUUCAAUCUUCUUCGCUCGAAAAUGCGCUUGGUGAUCCGCUGAAAUUUGCAGAGAGCUGGUCAUCCAACGUCAGCUCUCUAGCUGAGUCUAAUCAUGAUACCCGAGGCGUUCCUGUUUUGGAAGAGCCUCAACCAAAAGACAAUGACAUGUCGUCUCCUAAGUUUGACAGCUUGGAAAACUUCGAGAGUUUAUCCCGAAUGGCGCAGUAUCCUGACCUCCAGAAUACUAACCUUGUCUAUCCAACUCCACCAGACGGGGCCACUUCCAUGACAAUGAACAACCUUGUACCUUCAGAUGCCUAUCCUGAGGACCCGGACUUCAAUCUAUCUCCAGCCAUUCUGGCCGAACAGAAAUCUCUUCCAAACCUUGAGCUAGCUGUUGGCACAGGUCGAUAUGAUGCUAGCGAUGACGAAGAUCUAUUUGGAGAGAUGAAUGACAAAGACUUUGGAUCCAAAGGGAUCACUGAUGCCGACUUCAGCUUUUUUGAUGAUCCGACUUUGGAUGAUAUGCUUGAUGACACCCCCGCCAAUCAUAUCCAGGAACCCGCCAAAGCUCCCUUGAGUUCAAACAUGGAUGAGCAGGCGGAUUCCGGUGAUCUAGACCUAUCCGAAAGCACUCCUUUAGGGCUGACAUCAGUUGAUGAUAUUGUUAAAGAAGAGACACCUUCAUCUCAGACUCCUAAGAUUUUGGCCAAUGUCACUGAGGAGCAAAUGCAGACCCAAGACACACUCCAAUUAUCCUCAGAUCCAUCCAUUCAAACAGUCAGUCCUCCAUUGAGCCCCGUGGAAAUCAAGAAGAUCCUUUUUUCGGGGUCUCAGAGGCAGAAAGAUGAGCACUUUGGACAAGUUGGCAGCCACCAGGGACACUACCAUCCUGUUACUUUCGAAAAGAAAGUGGUCGAUUGGGAUCAGAAAUAUGGGUCUCAGGGCAAAUUCUGGUUCUCGGAUCGCCCUACUGGAAACCCCACCGAUGAUACCUCCAGCUUCAUCCCCACCAUCGGGGUUCCCAAUCGAGGCCGUACCCGUGGUUCUGCGCCGAUCUUCACACCAUCUGCCCUCCCAAAUCCGUCGGCAGUGGCAGCUGGCAGCUGUGAGCGAUCGUCGUCAGUUUCGAGUAGCGGCAGUAGUGAUGCCAGCGAUGACGCUCAUUUAGAGCAAUCCUCCACAUCAAUUUCACUUCCUACGUUGAAGAGAAAACGGGUUUUUUCAGAAAGUGAUAUCCAAUCGGCUACAUCUCCAGCUAAGUCUUCUAUCGCAGUCGAAGGGAGUGCCGGACUGAAAAUCGAGAACACAACCUUUCUGGGAAAUUUUUUCGCCAAUUUCUCUGACUGGAGUUUCACUGGUUACUUUUCUGCGUUGCAGAUUCAACAGCUUCCGGUUCUCUUCCGGCGAGAAGACCAGAUUUCAAUAGCCCAGCUCCUAGUUGAUCAAAUCACUCAGUCCUCUUUAGAUCAUUCUUUGGGCGGGCAGAUCAAAUUGUUUGGACUAGAGACUGAAAAUCUGACCUUGCAGAAUUGCUUUGACGAUGCAACCUUCUUGGGAGAUAUUUCGAAGCUCGAUCUCAGGGGGUAUACCACACUAUACGAAGACACAACAAGUUCACUGCAACAGACCAAAGAUUGCACCGGAAGAGGUCUGAUUUCAAAAGUGUCGGCGCCCCACCUCCGCGUUCGCCGUGGAAAGGAGUACUUGGAAGCGCUUCCUCCAGCUGUGUCAUUCUGGGAAACAUUUGGUCUUGAGCCUGCUCAUGGCUCUAAAGACAUUUCAGCAUACUGCAUCCACCCCCCAUCCGCAGUGGAUGCUGCAGAUUCAUUUCUGAAUCGAUUUGGAAUUCUAUACCAGAGUUGCAAUCUUGGAAAACAUACCCGCGGUGACAAAUCAACGUCAUUUACCAAAGGGCUACGAUCUUGGAAUUCUGAGUCUACCGGCUAUACCUCUAUGAUGCAAUCUCUCAAGGGGAUUUGCGAGGAAUUAGCCAACGCAUUAUCCCAGUCCGCAUCCACUACAGAUAACUGCGUUGUCUAUAUUAUUAACCCGUUUCCUCAUGCGGCUGCGCUUGCUGAUAUUUGCGUAGCUUUUUGGUGCUUGUUUAAAGAAUUGGCUGCCAGUUCCGAACGUGGACAAUCGAAAGAAGUAAAGGAAGUUGCUUUGCAGAUUAUUCCAAUGGAUUUCAUCAUUUCUGGAGAGUCAAUGGUUGUCCCUGCUCAGACGGACUACCUCAACCUGGCUCUGGAAGUGUAUCACCGAUGUCGUCCCAAGGAUGAAAAUUCCGACCCGCUGUUUUGUGCCCCGGCGAUUCUCUUGGCCGAUCCCCUUCCAAAGAGUAUCAGCUUCCGAUUAAAUGCGGAGAAAGGAUGUCCGCUACAGGACGGUCGGACUCUACAUAUUGCAUGCUCCAAAAGCUCGGAUCAACGAUGGAUAUCUGCCGCCUGGUCCGAUGGAACAGGCAAUCUUCAGACUAGUCUGUCUUACUGUCUACGGUAUCGCCAUAGAGGUACCAUCAGAACAAUUACCGAGGUUCGCAACGAGAUUUGGGCUACAACAAAACGUAUCAUGGAAAAGUUCCAGGCCAGAUGGAAGGUUGUUCUGGUGAACACAGAUCCGAUCGAUCUCGAUGAGGUUGAAUGCUGGAAUAAUCUGGCAGAGCAACAAAACAAGAUCCGGCCGGGGUCGCUGGAACUAAAUAUUGUGACUGUUAACUGCAUUCCCGAUCUGAUACUCCAGUCUUUGGCCUCCCCAAUGGCUGCCAGCGUCCUCAAUCCCCACUUUUCAUCCACACCCGUUUCAACACCAAACCCAAGUGCCAGCGUCGCCUCUCCCGAACAAUCCGGUAACGCUCCCACGCCAAGUGCAGUAUAUAAUGCGUCGACACCAACCGAGCCCUCCCUUGAGCCGGACUCAGAUGUUGUUCUUGUUGAUGUUUGCGAUGAGUCAUGGACAGUCAUCCUAUCACAUCGCCUGAGCAUCUCUCCGCAUAUUACGGAACUCCGCCCUGCGCUGAGCAGUGGGUAUCUUCUUCGGCGUAAAGGUGCGGCCGACAGCGAUGGUGUUUUCACUAUGAACGCCAACCUCAUAUAUACACAGCGCCCAUCCUCGUCUCCUGAAAGCGUUCUCAAAGAAAUUCUAGGAAUGUAUCGAGAUCUAGCUUGUCUUGCUCGCGCAAAAGGAAUCCGCAGCGUUCAGGCCAAUACAUUACCCUGGCAUAUCGCAACGGCUCUGCGAGCCCAGGAGCUCUUGAGCUAUGUCUUCUGA
This is a messenger RNA of Penicillium macrosclerotiorum, 4173 nucleotides long. RefSeq lists its product as uncharacterized. The coding region runs from base 1 to 4173 and encodes 1390 amino acids. Gene Ontology annotation, cellular component: mediator complex. The record is from RefSeq and is a predicted model, not a curated record. NCBI's taxonomy places the organism in Eukaryota, Fungi, Ascomycota, Eurotiomycetes, Eurotiales, Aspergillaceae. Gene Ontology annotation, molecular function: transcription coregulator activity. Gene Ontology annotation, biological process: regulation of transcription by RNA polymerase II. The transcript is spliced from 3 exons.